CUUCGAAGUGUAUUAAAAGACGAUGAUUUUACCGAUUUUCAUUUCGUACCGUCAACGAAGUUAUUUUUCCACUGUUUAAAGAAAAAAAGUGACCAAGGAAGAAAUAAUAUUACGAAUAAUAAUAUCGACAAUAUGUCUGGUUACACUGGACAAGAAAAUUAUUGGGCUCAACCGAAUCAGAAUUCAUAUAAGUACGAAUCAUUUGAUUUCGAACAACCUAACCAACAAUUUGAGUUUCAAACGUACGGUGAUCAACAAUCAGAAUAUAAUGCUUAUUCGCCUAAAAGUUAUUUAGAUCCAACACAAGCUUCUUAUGGCGGUGAAAUGUAUUCGCAGGAUGAUUUUACAAAAGGUGACCAUGGUUUUGGAGACGAAGAAGUAGAACCACCAUUGUUAGAAGAACUUGGCAUUGAUCCUGAUAGGAUUGUACAAAAAACAUUGGCCGUAUUAAAUCCUUUUCAUAGGAGAGGACAAAUAGACGAUGCCAAUUAUCUUCUUCAGGAUUCGGAUUUGGCUGGCCCAGUUACAUUUUGUUUAGCUCUCGCUGCAUUUCUUCUUUUAGCUGGUUCUAAAGCACAUUUUGGUUAUGUAUAUGGUUUAGCAACAAUUUCAUGUCUAUUGAUGUACAUUCUUCUAUCUUUAAUGAGUAGCACCGAUAAUAUUACUUUAUUGUCAGUGGCAUCCGUAUUAGGCUAUUGUUUACUACCUGUUGUAGCACUUUCAGCAGUUAGUAUUUUUACCACGCUUCGUGGUACCAUUGGUUUAGCCAUUGCAGCAAUGGCUGUAGCUUGGGCAACUUUGUCAGCUUCUAGACUAUUAUCUACUAUGUCCGGAGAAAACAAUCAACGUCCUCUGAUAGCUUAUCCGUGUUUCUUGCUUUAUGGGGUAUUCACUUUAAUUGUCAUUUUUUAAAUGAUUAACAAACGAAAAGGUAUUAUUAUGUAACAAUUAUAUACCCACCCUUUUUACAUGUAAACAAAUAAAAAGUUCCAAUAUUUUUUAUUGCAAA
Messenger RNA from Vespa crabro (European hornet), 1009 nucleotides. RefSeq names its product protein YIPF5 (gene Yip1d1). The transcript is spliced from 2 exons. Gene Ontology annotation, biological process: vesicle fusion with Golgi apparatus; endoplasmic reticulum to Golgi vesicle-mediated transport. The record is from RefSeq and is a predicted model, not a curated record. Gene Ontology annotation, cellular component: trans-Golgi network. NCBI's taxonomy places the organism in Eukaryota, Metazoa, Arthropoda, Insecta, Hymenoptera, Vespidae. Bases 133 to 912 code for a protein of 259 amino acids.